This is a messenger RNA of Syngnathoides biaculeatus (alligator pipefish), 2546 nucleotides long. RefSeq lists its product as uncharacterized. The record is from RefSeq and is a predicted model, not a curated record. The transcript is spliced from 3 exons. Bases 375 to 1865 code for a protein of 496 amino acids. Lineage: Eukaryota; Metazoa; Chordata; Actinopteri; Syngnathiformes; Syngnathidae.
GUUUGAGGAAGAAGAAGAAGAGGACGAAAACGUCAACAAGACAAAAAAAAAAAAGGCUUCCGUGUUGAAUUGUGUUCUGAAUCGGUUAUGGUUCGCAUAUGUUGCGUAGUCGGCUGCAGCAACAAGUCGCACGACAGCUGCGGUAGGAAACUCGACAACGGGUCGAGAUUUUUCACCUUCCCCACUUGGAAGAAAAGCCAUGGGCCGCAGAUGAGGGAGAUCUCCGGGAGGCGACGGUCGGCUUGGGUCGCCGCCGUCCGACGCGAAGACAUCACGUUUGACAAGAUAACCCCGUUCAUGUUCGUCUGCUGUCGACAUUUCCAUCAAGAUUGAAGCAUUCAGAUCGGUAUUCAGACCGGAACAAGCGCCUCGCCAUGCCGAAGAUGCGACGUACGGCCUACAUCGCGGCCUUCAAGCUGAAGGCGAUCGACCUGGCAAUGGAAAAGGGCAAUCGAUCCGCUGCGCACGAGCUUGGAGUUAACGAAUCUAUGAUACGACGUUGGAGGAAACAGCGUGGAGCGCUUUCUCGCUGCAAGAAGACGACAAAGGCCUUCAGAGGGAGGCCGGCGUAUGAGAUGAUGGAGAACGACCCGGACUGGGCGCCGACCCUGCACGUGGGCCACGCGGAGAAUGAAAACCGCGACGGGCCGCGAUCGGCGAAAGGGAAGACGUUGGCUCUACGGAGCAAGCGGGUGCAGGAGGGGCAAGGGUCAACUGGCGAAGAUCUGGAUCCGUGCAAGGAAGCGCUCGCGUGGAAUGUCAAACAGGCAGAGGAUCCUGAUGACGUCGGGGAAUGGGAGGUAAAACCAACGGGGCAAAUGGAAUGCGGCGGAGUGGGCUGCGGAAUUGGACCCGAGGAAGUCAAGCAAGAAGAGGCGCUCUUCCAAGUGGUCAAACAUGAAGAGGGCCAGAUGGAGUGCGAAUUCUGCGUCCAGAGGUCUGCGGAAGUCAGCCGCCUGGUGGAGGAGAACCGACGGCUCAGGCGAGAGCUCGACGCCUUCAAGAUGCCGGACGGCUUCUUCGAGGACGACGACGACAAAGUGGAAUAUUACACCGGGAUGCCGAACGUGGGAUCGUUCAUGAACUUUUUCUGUUUUUUGUUGCCUCUCAUGCCAGCCGAGGAGAACAGACUCAGUCCUUUCCAAGUCCUCCUGCUGACUUUCAUGCGCCUCCGGCUGGAUUUGCCCGCCCGGCACCUCGCCCACAUUUUUAGCAUCUCCACAGACACGGUCAACGCGACGUUUCAGGACACAGUUUCGUUCUUGUACACAAAGCUGAGGAUGUCCAUCACGUGGCCCGACAGAAAUAUUCUACAAAGUUCGAUGCCCCAACAGUUUGUCGAGGCGUUUGGACGCAAAGCCGUUGCCAUCGUUGACUGUUUGAAAGUGUCGGCUUAUAAAUCGUCGCGUCACAAAGAUCGCUGGGCCGAUGAUGACGUUAAGUAUUUAAUUGCCGUCACGCCAAGUGGAUUCGUUGGGUUCGUAUCAAAAGGGUGCGAUGGAUUCACAGUUGCCAAAAACAUGCUGGAGAAAAGCGGCUUCCUAAAUAAGUUGUUGCCAGGUGACGUCGUGUUGGGCAUCGGUUUUGACGGCGACCAAAGCGGCGGCUUGUUUUGCGCCGAGGUGGACGUGCCGGCGUUCGGCCAUGGCGGCUGUCAUCUCGUCGAGAGGAACUUGGGCGAGAAGGCGCACCUGGUAGAGCACAUUGAAAGGGUCCUCGGAAAUAUCCGACGCAAUUAUAAAUUAUUAAAUGCCGCCGUGCCCUUGGAUGCGACGCCGCCAUGUGACCGUGAAGAAGGCACAUUUUUGGAUAAGGUUGUCACCGUCUGCUACGCGUUGGAGAACCUUUGUCCAACUGCAGUUUAAUGAAGAUUAGCCGAAGUAAAACGGAGUAGAUGUGCAUGAAUGAGAGGGGCGGAGGGGGAAGAGUGAAGCUCCAGGGAGAAAAGAUGGCGAGGGUGGACGACUUCAAAUACUUGGGGUCAACCAUGCGGAGCAACGGUGAGUGUGGUAAUGAAGUGAAGAAACGGGUACAAGCGGGGUGGGACAGUUGGCGGAAGGAAGGUGUCUGGUGUUCUAUGUGACAGAAGAGUCUCCGCAAGGAUGAAGAACAAAGUCUAUAAAAAUGUGGUGAGGCCGGCCAUGAUGUACGGAUUAGAGGCGGUGGCUCUGAGGAAACAACAGGAAGCAGAACUGGAGGUGGCAGAAAUGAAGAUGUUGAGGUUCUCGCUCGGAGUGAGCAGGUUGGAUAGGAUUAGAAACGACCUCAGGGACAGCCAAAGUUGGAUGUUUUAGAGACAAGGUUUGAGAGAGCAGACUUGGAUGGUUUGGACGUGUUCAGAGGCGAAAGAGUGACUAUGUCGGUAGAAGGGUGCUGCCAGGCAAAAGAGCGAGAGGAAGACCAAAGAGAAGGUUUAUGGAUGUGGUGAGGGAGGACAUGAAGACUGAGGGUGUUAGAGAGGAAGAUGCACGAGAUGGGCUUCGAUGGAAAAAGAUGACACGUUGUGGCGCUCCCUAACGGGACAAGCCGAAAGGGAAAAAAAAGAU